AUGUCAGAAGUAUGUACUGAAAAAGUGAUAAUUGAAUUAUACUAACAACUUUCCAAAGGUCAAAAGAACUAUUAGGAUAACAACGGAACAACAUGUUUUAGAAGAUUUACCACCAGUUGAAAAUUUUCCAAUAAGAAAAUGGACUAUUUCAAUUACGAUGUUAGAUUCUCAAGGUAAAGAAGUUCCUGCUAAAGUAUUAGAUAAAGUUACAUAUGCAUUACACCCAACGUUUGCAAAUCCAAUAAGAGUAAUAAAACAACAACCUUUUAAGGUUGAAGAACAAGGUUGGGGUGAAUUUGAUAUACCUAUUACUGUUCACAUCUUAGGAAUUGCUGGUAAAAAUGGUGAGCGUAAAUUACAGCAUGACUUAAAUUUUUUUCAAAAUAAAUACACAAAUGAUCAUGUAAUUAAUAUACCAGUCAGUCCAAGUAAAAAUGGUCAAUUAAAUAAGAUUUUAUUAGAAACUGGUACUUUACCAUUUGAUGAAUCUGGCGUAGGAGCAAGCUCAAAUAGUGGUACUGGUGGUGUUAAAAGAAAAUUAGAAGGAAAUAAUGGUUCAACACAAUUAAAUUCAGAUGUAAAUAAAAAUAAAAAAUCCAAAGGUGCAGUUAAAGGUUCUGUUGAUCUAGAAAAAUUAUCAAAUGGUUUAACCAAGUUAAAUGAAGAUGAUUUAAUUGUUGUUGUUCAAAUGGUUACUGAUAAUAGAACAAAUGAAAUGAAUAUUAAAAAUGAUCCUGAUGCUGGUGAAUUUACAAUGGAUUUAUUUACAUUACCUGAUUCUUUAUUAAAAAGUUUAUGGGAUUAUGUUAAAAAGCGUAUUGAAAAUUAA
Insectozyma verbasci is the source of this 829-nucleotide messenger RNA. The record is from the annotation of a GenBank genome assembly. NCBI's taxonomy places the organism in Eukaryota, Fungi, Ascomycota, Pichiomycetes, Serinales, Debaryomycetaceae.